This is a messenger RNA of Pelmatolapia mariae (spotted tilapia), 2836 nucleotides long. RefSeq names its product myelin-associated glycoprotein-like. Lineage: Eukaryota; Metazoa; Chordata; Actinopteri; Cichliformes; Cichlidae. The transcript is spliced from 19 exons. Bases 45 to 2600 code for a protein of 851 amino acids. The record is from RefSeq and is a predicted model, not a curated record.
CCCCAAACCUAACCCUAAAGGAUUUACCUGGAACAAACCAGAACAUGGACACUCUGGUAUCUGAAGGAAUUUGGGAAAGGAAAAUUAUUCGAACUUGGACAGUAGAAGAAGAGCACCAGAGUGUAAGUUGUGCUGUUAACUACCCUUCGGGUCAGAGUGCCGAAAAGUCAAUUCCACUGAAUGCUGAAUGCUCCAUUUCACCAUUGAAUAUUAGUUCUACAUCAGAUGAAUUUCUUGAAGGGUAUGAUAGCAAAGUAACAUGCACUGCCUUAUACACAUGCCACAAGAAUACACCAACUCUCACAUGGAACUAUGGCAGUGUGGCAGCAUCCACUAAUACAGAAAAAGUACCGGGGGAGACUCAGUGGAGGACUGUCUCCGUGCUGUCAUUUAAAUCUUCACCCAGUGACAACGGGAGAUCUGUUACCUGCUUUGCAAAAUUCAAGGGGGGGCAAACACAAGAAGUGAGCAUCAGCCUGCGGGUAAAAAGAAACAUACUCAAUCGGGGUUGGUCUUUCAAUGCUCCAAGCACCAUAAAUGGGUUGAAGGGAUCAUGUCUCAUCAUUCCAUGCAAAUUCUCCUACAAAAACUCACAGCCUAAUGACCUUCAAGUGAUGUGGUACUUGUACCAAAUCAAUGGAUUUCCAGCUGUAUUCAACCAAGGAGGGAGUGUUAUUAGUAAGUUUGAUGGUCGAACAAGCUUGAUUGGAUCAGUGGUGGAGCAGAACUGUAGUCUUAAGAUUGAAAGGCUGGAGAUGUCCCACAACCAUGACCGACUUUAUCCAUGGAUAGAUAAGAACUCAAUUACUUCCUACCACACCGUAGGUCACUCAUUUUAUGAUGGAUCUACGGAACUUAGUGUUUCAGAACAUGCACCAGAACCAGAGCUAAAUAUUAUUGGUACUCCCAGAGUGGGAAAGCAGGGCACUGUGUCCUGCAGUGUGCGCCAUGCAUGUAUUUCUGCUCCCCCAACUGUAACCCUAAAUGGUAUACCUGGAAAAGACCAGAUCAUGGACACACUGGUAUCUGAUGGGAUUUGGGAAAGGACAGUAGAACGAUUUUGGGAAGUAAAAGAAGAGCACCAGAGUGUGACUUGUACUGUUAGCUACUCUGGGGGUCAGAAAGCCACCAAGGAAAUUCCACUCAAUGUUGAAUGUCCAUUUCAGGAAAUCACUAUGAAUGAACCACCAGGGGAGUUAACAGAGGGCAUGGCGAAGAAUGUCACUUGCUCUGUUAUCUUUAAGUGCAGGAAAAACACACCAACUGUCAUCUGGAACUACAACAACAUGCAAAGUUCAUUAAACACCAAACAGACUCCCAACAAUACAUACACUAUAGUGUCAAAUCUGACUUUUAUUCCCUCCCUAAGUGAUGAUGGUAAACUUUUGACUUGCACUGCUCAGUUUAUUAGUGGGGAGUUCUCAACGUCUGCAACUCUUACUGUAAAACAAUAUGAGAGAGAUCCAUUUGAAAAUUACACAACAUCUGCUUUGCCUGCUGACGUCCCUUUAAGAUUUAGUGCCUUGACUCGCUCCUGUGUGGUGAUUCCCUGCAGUUUCCAGUACAAAGAGGAUGAACCGAUGACCCGUGGCAUCUGGUCCAAAAAAAGUGGAGACAUUGUAUCUCAUAAUGGCCAAAGCUAUGUAAUUGACCAUUUUAAGGGCCGAACCAAAAUGUUAGGAAAUCUAAAUGAGGGGAACUGCUCACUGGAGAUUGAUGACAUCAAGCCCUUUGACAAUGGACCCUUCUGUUUCUAUGCAGAGAAAGGACAUGAGACACAUACAUUCAACAACAGCUGUGUAUUUAUUAUUAUGAAAGCUUCUCCAGAAAAACCAGUGAUGACCCCCGUUCCAGAAGAAGUUGAUGCUGGUUCAACUAUAACUGUUUCGUGUUCUGUUACACACACAUGUUCAUCACAUCCUCCGGUGUUCUCAUGGAGUGUCUCUCACCUCACCAGUGAGGUCUCACAGAUCAUGAUGUCACGAGGCACCUGGCAGACAACUUCCACAAUCACUUUUAUUGUUACUGAAGGAGAUGGAGUCAGAAACCUCACCUGUAAUGCUAUCUUUUGGCGUAACAGGGAACAAGCCCACACAGUCAGCUUAAAUGUGAAGGGAUCACUGAUGUACAGGUUUAAAAGUUCUGCUCCAGUGGCCUUUCCAGUCUCAUUUGUAGCUCUCAUCAUAAUCACCUUAGCUGCAGUGUUUGCAGUGUUCAUCUGGAGGAAAAGGAAACACACAGAUGAAUCACUGAAACCACCACCUCGACCAGAAAAAAGAAGAUCACUUUGGGAUAGAUUAUCCAGGAGAUACCCUGAUGACAGAGACAGACCACCAAGACCAGAAAAAAGGAGGUCCAUUUGGAGUCGAUUUUCCCGAAAAGAAGAGGAUCGCAUGGCAUGGCAACAUGAGAGGAAGCCCAGGCAUUCAUUUUGGAGCCGAUUUUCAAGACGCCAAGACCGCACUGCGAACAUCAGUGUUGCCUAUACCAGCAAUGUAACCCGUGGAGCUGUGUCCAAACUACGCUGUCCAUCCCCGAAGGAUAACAGGAGACGACCACCCCCUUUCAACCCUGAGAAUCAACUGUACGGCAACCUUUGACUUCUUCAAAGACGUCCCAGAGACAUCUUAAUCUUUCAGGCUCAUGUCUCGCAAGUCUCCUGUUUCAAAGGUUAUCAUCUAGCUGAACAGCCAUUAUCAACUGCAAAGACACCCGUGGUGGCUUCUGUUAUGAAUACAUGCUAAUGCAAACUGUACUGUUGAUGUAGAUGUAUGAUAUGUGGGGGAAAGUUCUUAAUGAUACUGCAGGAUCUAAUGUUUUUAUAGUUUAACUUUCA